Molecule: messenger RNA, 1877 nt
Organism: Paramisgurnus dabryanus
Lineage: Eukaryota; Metazoa; Chordata; Actinopteri; Cypriniformes; Cobitidae
Product: butyrophilin subfamily 1 member A1
Molecular function (GO): protein binding
Source: RefSeq, a predicted model, not a curated record
GUGCUCUUGUACUCGGGUCCUGCUGGUGUGCACCACAAGUGUCUGGGCUGCUUCCAAAAGGGAAGGCUGAGCUCCUCAAGGGAAAGAAAAAAUGAAGAGUAUCUUAAAAGACAAAAGAUUUCAGAAGCCUGAGGCCAGUCUAAGUAACUCUAUUGGAGCUGUACGGUGGACUCUGCCUGAUGAGGAUGUUGCGUUGCACAGCUCCGCUCCCAGCAAGAGAACAUCCAUUCCUAGACAAAAGGACCUGAAGGAUCUCCGCAGCUUGCAGGAAUGUGUGAAGUUUAUCACUCAGUGGAAACAUCAGGUGGAACAGGUGUGCAAGCCUGACACCAAUGGAGACGAAGGUCAAAAUAUUUAUGUGAAUGCUGAGCCCCGGAGGCUGGAGCAAUGUCAAAAGCUCAUCCUUGAAUGGGCACAGGAUCUCAAGAAAGCUGAAAAUAUGUAUAGUGAAAGUCCAUGGCGACAAAGAGAUGCAAGCAGUGAGCAGAAAGAAAGCAAGACAGACUCUAUGAAACACGCAGACCAGAGGAUCAUGGAGUGGGCGAAAGAGCUGCAGACUGUCUCAGAGCGCUUCGGUGUAACGAGAGAUGAAUUAGUUCAGCUCUUGAGGCAGCUGGAAUUGAGGAAGAAGAAAAUUCUGCUGCCUUUUCUGGAGUUCUUAACUUGGUCCGUGCUAAAGGAGGACAACAAGGAUGUUGUUCCACAGAUGUGGCUCCUUAGCAAGCAAUGUGUCUGGAAAACAGGAAUGCCCAAAUACAUUCCAAACUCAGUGUGGAGCUGGAUCUACAGUGCAUCAGCCGACAUCACAUUGGACCCCAUGACUAACCAUCCUUGGCUGCAGAUGUCGGAGGACAGGAAGAAGGUUCAGGAAGCUUUAACUGAAACUGAAGUAUCAUUCAGCACUCAGCGCUUUGACAUCUGGCCUUGUGUUUUGGGCUGGGAGGGGCUCUCAUCCGGUCGGCACUAUUGGGAAGUUGCGAUUGCCAACAACGGCUACUGGCGUAUCGGGGUGACCACCGCUUCCUCCAAAAGGCAUGGUCGCUUUUCCAUGAACCCCUCUGAGGGCUUCUGGGCAAUAUGGAGAAGCACACGGCAGUUUUUUGCAUGCACCAAACCAGAGACCCAGCUACCCCUGACGCUUGUGCCCAAAAAACUGGGAGUCUAUCUGGAUUAUGAAGAAGGACAAGUGUCUUUCUACAAUGUAGAGACACAAUCGCAUAUCUUCACAUUUACUGCAAGUUUCGGUGAAAAAUUGUACCCGCUCUUUUCACCACUGGAUGGACGCACGGUUUUAACACUGUCCACGCCAACCGAAAACAUAGCAUUAUAGAAAUAAAAAAUGACCACUUUUAAUCCUAUUAAGUGACUUUUUAAAUAAGGGGCUCUUGAAGGGAAGUAAGUUGACCGUUUGUGAGACCAGUUUGUAGGUUAGGAUGACUGCAAAACAUGCACCUCUUGCUUUAGGAUGUAGUUGAAAAAAUGAUUGUUUUCACAAUUAUCCACAUUUUAGCUGUCACAGCAGAAUGGAAAAAUGAGAAACUGAUAUUAACUCUUUACAAAACUAAAGAAACAGAUCCUAAAGAAACUGUAGAUAAAUCAUUUGGGUGGUAAAUGUUAACUUUAUCACAGUCUUGCAGAUAUGAGAUGUAGAUUACAUUUACUAUUUACCCUUAGAUAUGUGUCAUGGUGUCCAUGUGAACAUGGUUUACAAUGUAAAAGCAUUUAUUACUGAAUUACACCCAACAAAUAUACCCGACUCAUAAAAAUUAUUGCUAUAUGGCAUCUCUCGUGUUGUAGUCAAGACCACCUAAACCGAGACCAAGUCAUGGCCAAGACAGGCUGAGACGAGACAAGACCAAGACUUUGAAGGGUCGAGA